This is a messenger RNA of Symbiodinium natans, 3183 nucleotides long. Lineage: Eukaryota; Dinophyceae; Suessiales; Symbiodiniaceae. The record is from the annotation of a GenBank genome assembly.
AUGCAGCUGGCAAAGUUCCUCAAGAGUGCGAACAUCCGCCUGGUGCGUGCGGGAUUCUUACAGAAGCUCCACCACACAGGCCAGCGCCUCCCGCGGCGCCAGGAGGCCGAGUUCGCCUACGCCGGGAGCCGCACGGCGCUGGUCACACACGAGGAGGUGGAGGACUGGGCCCACGGCCGGCCAACUGAGAUCGGAAGGAUCGUCUCACUGUCGCACUGCUGGGAAGCCCGGGAACACCCGGAUCCCUAUGGCUACCAGCUUGAGAAGCUCGCAAGGAAGCUGCAGGACCAGGAUUGCGUCUUUGUAGACUACACGUCCCUCUUUCAGUUCAAACGGAUGCAGAAGGCCCAAGAUGAGAGCUUCCGGCGGGCCAUGCAAAACAUGCACGUCAUGUAUGCGCAAGAACACACUCGCACGCUGCGUAUCGAGACUUUGACCCCGGAAGAGCGUCUGAGGAAAGCCUGGUGCAACCAAGAGCACAUUUGUGUGUACCACGAGCCUAGUGGUUGCGUCAGACCCGUGCCCGUGGUGGAAUUGGUUCAAAACCGCACUCCCUACCACCGGCGCGGGUGGUGUGCCGCGGAGCAUCAGUGGUCGAGCACCCGAUCGGCCAAUAGCCUGUCAGAAGAGGUCGACCACUCAGAAGCGGACCAGGCCGGCGUCGCCCCCAUGGAUCCGGAGACCUUUCGGCAAACCAUUGGGGACACGCUGCAAUUCACGCACCGAAGCGACGCCGACGCAGUGCUAAACCUGCAGAAGCGUGUUUUCGAAGAGAAGGCGAGGAGCUGCAAAGCGCUCAAGCUUGCCCAUCUCAGCGCCGAGGGGUUGCGCGUAGGGCUGAAGUCUCUGGACGAGUACCCGCAGCUGGAGAGCUUGGCGAUCCUGGAGAGCGACCUCAUGCCCAACUUCCAACUGCUGCUUCAGGUCUUGGCCUCGAAGGCGCUGGCAGCGCUCCACCUGGACCACGUCGGCCUCACUAGCGAAGGCAUCCGUCAGCUGACGGAGGCACUCGCGAAGACGGAGACGCUGACGCGGCUGGGCCUCCGUGGGAACCAGAUCACGGAAGAGAUCGCCUUUGCCCUGCUGAAGGUGCUGCAGACGCACCGGACGAUGACUGAGAUUGACCUUGCCGACAACGAGAUCGGCAGAGCCACGCUUGCCAUGGUAAGGGCCGGCCUAGACAAGCAGGUCACCUGCUGCAAGUGCCAUCACCCCGAUGUGGACUUCCUCGUUAGCAGAAUGAAGGCCGGGAGCCAGAAGGAGCUGCUGGAGGAGGGCAUACUCAGCCUGGAGCUGGAGAGCAAGGAAGACCUGGAGCGCCUCCCCACACUCUUCUCUCGGGAUUUGGGCGAGCCAAUACAGCGGCUUCGACUCGGCCUUGCACAAUUGGAGUGUGGCAAGGAAGGCUGCGAGCACCUGGCCAGCGCACUGGGCCACCUCACGCAGCUCCGAGAGCUCAGCCUGGACCUGAAAGCGAACAACAUCGGUGACGACGGCUGCCAGCAGGUGGCCGCCGGCGCCCUCGGCCGCCUCGCGCAGCUCGAGAAGCUGAGCGUGAACCUGCAAAUGAACCAUAUCGGCAAGGAAGGCUGCGAGCACUUCGCCAGCUCACUGGGCCACCUCACGCAGCUCCGAGAGCUCAGCCUGGACCUGAAUGAGAACCGAGUCGGCGACACCGGCUGCCAGCACAUGGCCGGCGCCCUCGGCCGCCUCGCGCAGCUCGAGAAGCUGAGCGUGAACCUGAAAAGCAGUAUCGGCAAGGAAGGCUGCGAGCACCUGGCCAGCGCACUGGGCCACCUCACGCAGCUCCGAGAGCUCAGCCUGGACCUGAAAGCGAACAACAUCGGCGACGACAGCUGCCAGCACGUGGCCGGCGCCCUCGGCCGCCUCGCGCAGCUCGAGAAGCUGAGCGUGAACCUGCAAAGUAACCGUAUCGGCAAGGAAGGCUGCGAGCACUUGGCCAGCGCACUGGGCCACCUCACGCAGCUCCGAGCGCUCAGCCUGAACCUGGAACACAACAACAUCGGCACGGAAGGCUGCGAGCGCUUGGCCGGCGAACUGGGCCGCCUCACGCAGCUCCGAGAGCUCAGCCUGGAGCUGUCAUGGAACGACGUCGGCGACGACGGCUGCCAGCACGUGGCCGGCGCCCUCGGCCGCCUCGCGCAGCUCGAGAAGCUGAGCGUGAACCUGAAAAGUAACAGUAUCGGCACGGAAGGCUGCGAGCGCUUGGCCGGCGAACUGGGCCGCCUCACGCAGCUCCGAGAGCUCAGCCUGGAGCUGUCAUGGAACGACGUCGGCGACACCGGCUGCCAGCACGUGGCCGGCGCCCUCGGCCGCCUCGUGCAGCUCGAGAAGCUGAGCGUGAACCUGAAAAGUAACAGUAUCGGCAAGGAAGGCUCCGAGCACCUGGCCAGCGCACUGGGCCGGCUCACGCAGCUCCGAGAGCUCAGCCUGGACCUGUAUGCCAACAACAUCGGCGACGAAGGGUGCCAGCACGUGGCCGGCGCCCUCGGCCGCCUCGCGCAGCUCGAGAAGCUGAGCGUGGCCCUGUAUAACAACGGUAUCAGCACGGAAGGCUGCGAGCGCUUGGCCGGCGGACUGGGCCGCCUCACGCAGCUCCGAGAGCUCAGCCUGGACCUGUCAUUGAACCACAUCGGCGACGACGGCUGCCAGCACGUGGCCGGCGCCCUCGGCCGCCUCGCGCAGCUCGAGAAGCUGAGCGUGAACCUGCGAAAGAACGGUAUCGGCAAGGAAGGCUCCGAGCACCUGGCCAGCGCACUGGGCCGGCUCACGCAGCUCCGAGAGCUCAGCCUGGACCUGGGGAUCAACAACAUCGGCACGGAAGGCUGCGAGCGCUUGGCCGGCGGACUGGGCCGCCUCACGCAGCUCCGAGAGCUCAGCCUGGACCUGUCAUUGAACAACAUCCGCGACGACGGCUGCCAGCACGUGGCCGGCGCCCUCGGCCGCCUCGCGCAGCUCGAGAAGCUGAGCGUGAACCUGCAAAGUAGCAGUAUCGGCAAGGAAGGCUGCGAGCACUUGGCCAGCGCACUGGGCCGCCUCACGCAGCUCCGAGAGCUCAGCCUGGACCUGGCAUACAACUACAACAUCGGCCGUGACGAGAAAGAGGAGAUACGCAGGCUGCUGCAGUCACUGCCCGCGGCCAAGAAGAACAUCAGGUUGUGA